GGCUGGAAGACUUGAGCAGGUGAUUGAUUUUCAACGCGGACUGCACAUCGAUGUGGAAGACUUCUGAGAUGGCUGGGGUACGCUGGUUUCUCCUUAUGAUGACGUUGUGUUUGACCGGCCCCAAACUGACGCAGGCCAGACGAGGGAACAGAUGUCAGGCGUCCCCAAGCACAAGUACUCGUCCAGUAGUGAUCACGGGCAAGGUACUGGCUUUCUAUCCUAUCCAGGUGCCUCGGGUUCAUUUUCCGGUCAAACGUCUGGGCCUGGUGGAGGUCAAGCGGGUCAUCUCAGGUCAGGUCAGCCGACCCCAGAUGGUGGUGGAAGGGUUCUAUCAGAUCGGUGUAUGCAACUCGCGACUGAGACUGCGGGAUACACGAAUAUUCUUCAUGAAGCGUCAUGAGCAGCCACCGGAUCAAAACAUCACAGACCACGUGGACUUCCGACUUCUCUCUACAGCCCGAGUCUCGGCAAGCAAUUUAAAAACCUCCCGACAGUAUUCAGAUCUGCCGCUGGAGUCCCGUAGCACGAUCAAAGGCUCCUGUCCGGACCCGUGUCCGUUCGGUGGCGAGUGCCGGGCCGGGCCGGACGGUAUCGCCGCCUGCGCGUGCCCCAAGCCCUGCCCCACCCGCUACGAGCCGGUGUGCGGCUCGGACGGCAACACCUACUACAACCGGUGCCAGCUGCGUCUUCACGCCUGCCACACCAGGACCGACGUGCGCGUCACAGCUGCGGGCAAAUGCCAGUCGCUGGACCCGUGCCGAGACAUGGAGUGCCCGUUCGGCGGGCGGUGUGUGGCCGCCGGCGCGACCGCCAGCUGCCAGUGCCCGACCGACUGCCCGAGUUUCGGCGGCCAGCGGGUCUGCGGCAGCGACGGGGUCACAUACGACUCGCUCUGCGAGCUGCAGCGGCACGCCUGCGUCACCAGCACCAACGUCACCGCCCGCCUCACCGGGGAGUGCGACCCAUGCGUCAGGACCUCGUGCCCGGAGUACCAGGUGUGCCAGCUGGACGGUCAGCGCCGCGCCUCGUGCCGCUGCUCGAGCCAGUGCCAGCGCCAGCUGGAGCCGGUGUGCGCCAGCGACGGUCUCACCUACCCGUCCGAGUGUCUGAUGCAGGUGGAGGCGUGCCGCCGGCGCCGCCCCCUGCGCAUCAUCUACCGCGGACAGUGCAGCUCCAGUGCCAACCCGUGCUCGUCAGUGCAGUGCAGCGAGCACGAGCAGUGCUCCAUCGACGGCGAUGGCGUGGCGCGCUGCACGUGCCAGGACGCCUGUCAAGCCGUGGUGCGACCCGUGUGCGCCAGCGACGGCCGCACGUACGACAACACGUGUCUGAUGGAGCUGGAACGCUGCAGGAGCGGGCGCGCCAUGCACGUGCGACACUACGGCAUCUGCGGCACCUCUGACCCCUGCGCCACGCACAGCUGCCAGCACGGCGGGGUGUGCCGCUCGGACGGCGCGGGCACUCCCCACUGCGAGUGCCCGGAGUGCUCGGGCGAGUACAGUCCCGUCUGCGCCACGGACGGCACCUCCUACAACAACGAGUGCAAGCUGCGGCUGGAGGCGUGCGAGAAGCAGCUGCCCCUGCGCGUCCAGUACACGGGCAUGUGCAACGGCAGUCUGCAGGCGAAAAAAGACGCAGAACCAGCAGUCUUAGUUGGUGACGAGGGCUGUGAGAAGAAGCACUGCCCUCACUACGGCAUCUGCGAGAGUCGGCCGGCCGGUGGCGCCGCCUGCGUCUGUCCCCGCACCUGCGUACCGCAUAACGAUCCCGUGUGCGGGAUCGACGGCGUCACAUACCCGAACGAGUGUGAGAUGAAGGUGGCCGCCUGCAACAAGCAGCAGUUCGUCACGGCCGCGUACAAGGGAGACUGCGACCUGUGCCAGCACGUGGUGUGCAAGUUCGGAGCCCGCUGCGAGGCUGGGCGCUGCGUGUGUCCGACCGAGUGUCCCGAUGAGGAGGACCCCGUCUGCGGCACGGACGGCGCCACCUACGGCAACGAGUGUCUGAUGAGGGCACGCGCCUGCACCGCCGACGCCGACGCCCACCUCACCACGGCCUACGUCGGCCGCUGCCAGGACACCUCCAGGCCGCGCACGGUCUCGGCGGGGCUCGGCGACCUCUACCUCUGUAAGGACAUCCGCUGUGAAUUCGGCGCCACGUGCACAACGGGCGCCGACCGGCUGCCGCGCUGCACGUGCCUGUUCGACUGCGGCCCCGAGAGCGGCGCACCGCCGGCGGCGGCGGCACGGCCCGUGUGCGGCUCCGACCUGCGCCUGUACCGCUCUGAGUGCGUGCUGCGCCGCGAGGCGUGCGAGCGCCAGCAGGAGCUCAGGCCUCGCCCGCUGGUGCUCUGCCAGGGACUGAACUCAGACGCGACCGUGUCGCCAUGCUACGGCUUGGAGCCGCUGCUCAGCCCGGACACCGGUCAGCCGCUGAGCUGUGCCGACGGCGCCGCCUGCCCGGCCGCCUCCUACUGCCACCGCUCGCUGGAGUUCGCGCGCUGCUGCCCGCUCCCGGACGGCAGGACGGCGGCGGCGGCGGCCAGUGGUGCCGGCUGCCCGGCAGACUGCGACUGUCACCGGCUAGGCGCGCUCGGGCCGCAGUGCGACCCGGUCACGAAGCUGUGCGCCUGCCGGCCGGGCGUCGGCGGCCGCCGCUGCGACCGCUGCCAGCCGGCCUUCUGGGGCCUGCCGAGGAUAGCGCGCGGCAAUGUGGGCUGCCAGCCGUGCGGCUGCUCCGCGUUCGGCUCGGCUCGCGACGACUGCGAGCAGUCGCGCGGCCUCUGCGUCUGCAAGCCCGGUGUGUUCGGCAGCAAGUGUAACAAAUGCCCCGAGGGCCAAACCCUGCGACCCGAGGGCUGUGUCAAAGCAGGCGACCUGAAGCCAGACGCGACGACGUGCGCCGAGCUCUCGUGCUACUUCGGCGCCACGUGCACGCAGCGGCCGGACCGCGCCGAGUGCACGUGCAACCGCACGUGUCCGGAGCCGGCCGGCGACGAGCCGCGGUCGGAGGUGUGUGGCUCGGACGGCGCGAGCUACGGCAGCCUCUGCCAGCUGGAGCUGGCUGCCUGUCGUGGCCAGCGCGACCUCACGCUGCGCGCGUUCGGCCCCUGUCCGGACAGAGAGGCUUCGCUGGAGCCGACUGGCUUUCCAUUCCGUCGCUCGACACUGUUCCACUCCGCCUUUACCGAACAGUCCAUGCCCACGGCGGCCAAGUCGACCCGCCAUCUGUUGCCCGAAUACGAAAGCAACGGUUCUCUAGAGCGCCACACCACGCAGGACAACUUCCUGAUCCAAGGCAUGCUGGGCAGUUCGUGCCGCAAGGACGAGGAGUGCCGUGUCACACUCUCCCUCUGCAACAACGGCAUGUGUGAAUGCCAGGACGGCUUGGACGAGGCCUCCAAUCGGCAACAGUGCAUCGCGCUGACUCCGCCCAUGCUGACCACGGAAGGCGUGACGAGGCUAGUGCUGAACCCCUGCAUGAGCCGGCCGUGUUUGCACGGCGCGCGCUGUCAGCAGGACGAGCGCAACCAUGACGACUACGUCUGCCUCUGUCCGGAGGCCAUGACCGGCAAGAACUGUGACCUGCCUGUGGGUCCCCCGACCGCCGCGCCCCCGGCGGCCGGCGACAGUUACGACACGCCGUCCUUCUCGGGCCGUUCCUACUUGACGAUGCGACCGCCCAAGGCCACUAUCAAGUUCCACCUGGAGCUGGAGUUCAGCAGCCACACUGACGACGGCAUUCUGCUCUACAACCAGCAGUGGCCCAACGGGACGGGCGACUUCAUCGCUAUCGCGCUGGUGGACGGUUUCGUCGAGUUCCGGUACGACAUCGGGAACGGCCCGGUCGUGAUCCGAUCGUUGAGCAAGGUCUCUCAGGGCGGUUACCACAAGGUGGUGGCUCGGCGCUACCACGGCGACGGACAGCUGAUUGUGGAUGGCGGCGAGAGCAUCCACGGAAGGUCGGAGGGCAGUCUGCGCUCGCUGGACCUGCGCCAGCCGCUCUAUAUCGGAUACGUGCCCAGCCAAUACAACAGGGUCUACGAGAACGCCGGCACGGCGUUCGGGUUCGUGGGCUGCGUGCGCCGCCUGCGGCUGGACCAGCCGUCGGCCGCCGAGCUGGGGUACCCAGGCUCGCGGCACAUAACGCGCUCGGUGGGCGUGCGCCAGUGCGGCGCCGACCCGUGCGCCAGCCGGCCCUGCCAGCACGCUGGGCUGUGCGUGCUCACCACCGGCGACCGCUACCUCUGCCAGUGCUCCGAGCAGUACCGCGGUGACCACUGUGAGCAACCGGUGGAUCCGUGCAGUGCGAAGGACGCGUGCGCCAGCGGUGCCACCUGUGUGAACGUAGCCGACACGUUCCAGUGUCUCUGCCCACCCGGACGAUGGGGCGAGAAAUGCGCAGAAGUUCGCGCCGAUCACAUCAGUGAUCCGUUCGUGCCGAGCUUCAGUGGCGCCGCCUAUCUGCAGUUGCGAAAACUGCGCGAUAUUGGCCGCUCGCUUGAGCUGGAGGUGUGGUUCCUCGCCCGCUCACCAGAUGGCAUUCUGCUCUACUCGGGACAAUUCGACAGGAACGGGGACUUCCUGGGCCUGAAGCUGGUGGACGGCCGGCUAGAGUUCGGCUUCAACCUCGGCUCAGGACCUGUUAUGAUCAAAUCUGAAGAAUCGGUCACCAUGAACAAGUGGCACUCAGUGAAGCUGACCCGUUUCGAUCGAGAUGGCUCUUUGCAAGUGGACAAUGGCACCAUCAUUCGCGGCACAGCACCCGGUCACCUAAACGAGCUUAACCUCGACCUGCCACUCUAUGUGGGAGGAGUCGACUCUCCGUUUAUCCUGAACCCCGAGUUCGGGCUGCCGGUGGGCUUGGAUGGAGCUGUCCAAGCGAUCGGAAUUAACGGCGCCCUCCUCAGGGAUCUGAUGGCGAAAGCAACUUUCUCAAGCAAGGUUACCAGGUGGCACGCCGUCGCUGCCGGCUGGCCUGCCGUUCCACUGUUACCGCCGCUUCCGGGGCUGCCUGCGGCGGCUCACCGUCGGCAGACACGCGGUCAACCUGGCCACUCAUGUGGACAAUGUAAAACUGAGCCGCUGCCCGGCCGUCUGACGCCGCCGGCUGCCGCGCGCCCCCCGCGGUGCGGUGUGACCUCACACGGUGUGACGCGUGGUGUGACGGCCGACGGCGGCUCCCGUGUGAAGCGACGGUGUCACGCCGUGCGGCGACUGCAUGACGUCAGGGCGUGAUUUGGACGCGCGUCGACGCCGUGUGACGAAUUCGUUUGGUGUGACUCUGGGACGUCACUGCGCGAAGCUACGCCAAAGUGACGACACCAUGUGAGUAGGACGGCUGGCGUGACCGUGUGAAAUUGAGCCGUGUGUGAAUGGCACCGUGUGACGAUGUGUGAAAUUGGGAAGCGUUGACGCCGUGUGGUGAAGUUGUUUGGCGAGAGUACUUGACCGUGGCUUGUGAGGGGGUAUCCGCGCAUGAGCCCGCGAGCGCGGCGAACUGAAUGCGGUGUGGUAGUGUUUGGCGCGUGUUGUUUGUGCUCAGAUGGAGUUUUUAGAAGCUGUUGACCGUACCGACCGACAACACCCCGUCUCAUGUGACCUACGCUGUUAACUAAUACGCUGGUCAUGUUCUGUUUUGUGCAUAAUGCAUGACGUUUGUAAAUAUAUGUCAUACGUAACAAA
Messenger RNA from Pollicipes pollicipes, 5684 nucleotides. RefSeq names its product agrin. Gene Ontology annotation, molecular function: calcium ion binding; protein binding. Gene Ontology annotation, cellular component: extracellular region. Lineage: Eukaryota; Metazoa; Arthropoda; Thecostraca; Pollicipedomorpha; Pollicipedidae. Gene Ontology annotation, biological process: multicellular organism development; cell differentiation. The record is from RefSeq and is a predicted model, not a curated record.